ACCCAGCGCACUGGCUCUGCCUUGUCACCAUGGGGGGGACGCAGUCGCUGGCGCUGCCCCGGGGGAAGGGACCCCACUGGGUGGGCUGCACGGACGUCAUGGUGGGCCACACACAGCAGGGGCUUUUCCUCCGUCUCUUCUACCCCUGCCUGCCCCGGGCAGGGGCUGAGCCCCCUCUCUGGAUCCCACGUUACGAGUACUGUGGGGGCCUGGCUGACUUUGCUGGGCACAGCCGGCGCUGGUGUGCACCCCUGCUCCAUGCCACCAUCGGCUCCUGCAGGGUGCCGGUGAGCUGGAAUGGAGCUUUCAAGCCCUGCAGCAGAGGGUACCCACUGAUCAUCUUCUCCCAUGGCCUGGGAGCCUUUCGGACCCUCUACUCCUCCAUCUGCUCGGAGCUGGCAUCCUGGGGUUUCGUGGUGACAGCACUGGAGCACAGGGACCAUUCUGCCUCCGCGACGUAUUUCUGCCCGGCGGAGGCAGGGGGAGAGGAGUGGAUCCCCUACCAACGAGUGCCCCAAGGGCAGAAGGAGUUUUAUUUCCGAAACAAGCAGGUCCAUCAGAGAGCGGAGGAAUGUGUGCGAGCGCUCCGGCUCUUCGAGGACAUCAACGGUGGUCAAUCUGUCCAAAAUGUCCUUCACCAGGACUUCGAUCUCUCCACGCUGAAGGGCAGCGUUGAUCUGACCAAAGUGGCCGUCAUGGGCCAUUCCUUCGGUGGGGUGACAGCAGUGCUGGCCUUGGUGAAAGAGCCCAGCUUCAGGUGCGCGGUGGCUCUGGACGCCUGGAUGUUCCCCCUGGAGAACGCGCUCUACCCGGAGGUGCCCAAACCCGUGCUCUUCAUCAACACUGAGAAGUUCCAGACGCCGGAAAGCGUUGCCAAAAUGAAGAGGCUGAGCUCCAGAAACAGCCAGACAAAGAUCAUAACCAUUCUGGGAUCCGUGCACCAGAGCCAGACCGACUUCACCUUUCUCACUGGGAAGCUCCUCAGCCGCAUCUUCAGCGCGAGGGGGACCCUUGACCCCUACAAGGGUCUGGACAUCACCAUCCGGGCGGCUCUGGCCUUCCUGCAGAGGCAUCUCAACCUGGAAGAGGAGUUCCAUCAGUGGGACAACCUCCUCGAAGGCAUCGGAGACUCGGUUGUUCCAGAAGCUCCCUUCUGCCGCUCCAACCUGUAGCUGGUCACUGGUGGGAGCUGGGUACCAGGAAAGCAGCUUAUCCAAAAUGAGCCACACAGGAGCCAACGAGUGCAGGAGGACCCACGGGGAGAGCAGGACCAGGGGACCAUGUUCAUGGGAUGUCUGGUGGUCAGGAUGCUCAGCGAGCGUGCCAGGAGAACCCACCACUGCCUGCAGUGAGGGCUGUGGGUCUAAGGGAAUAAAACCCCUGGGGACAAAGACUGAGUUGGCCAUCACUUGUGCCCGAGGUGACACCCGAGGAGACACCCUUCUUGCACUCUGGGGGUUGAUGCUUCACAGGGCCUGGCUGGGUCUGCUCCAGCUGUGGCACAUCUGGCAGGAGCCGGGGGGGGACACAUUUGCCAUGGACUGGGGAGGGUCGUUCAACCACGGCCAAAAGGUGGUGAAGAGAUGCAGCAUCAGGGCUUCAAGCACAAAGACAAGGAAAAUCUUACCAUCGUCUUGGAAAGCCGGCCAGAUGGCUGACUCAACGCCCAAAACCUGGAGAGAAAAAUAGAAAAAGGAUGGUUUUAAAGAAGGGGUUGGC
Messenger RNA from Calidris pugnax (ruff), 1719 nucleotides. RefSeq names its product platelet-activating factor acetylhydrolase 2 (gene PAFAH2). The coding region runs from base 30 to 1172 and encodes 380 amino acids. Gene Ontology annotation, molecular function: 1-alkyl-2-acetylglycerophosphocholine esterase activity. NCBI's taxonomy places the organism in Eukaryota, Metazoa, Chordata, Aves, Charadriiformes, Scolopacidae. The record is from RefSeq and is a predicted model, not a curated record. The transcript is spliced from 11 exons.